This is a messenger RNA of Teleopsis dalmanni, 2563 nucleotides long. RefSeq lists its product as uncharacterized. Lineage: Eukaryota; Metazoa; Arthropoda; Insecta; Diptera; Diopsidae. The transcript is spliced from 4 exons. Gene Ontology annotation, molecular function: actin filament binding; lamin binding. The record is from RefSeq and is a predicted model, not a curated record. The coding region runs from base 119 to 2485 and encodes 788 amino acids. Gene Ontology annotation, biological process: nuclear migration along microtubule. Gene Ontology annotation, cellular component: nuclear membrane.
AGGUGACAUACACUUGAUUGGUUGUCGCGGGGACCGCGCUAGUGAUUUUUUUGCUGUGCAAUAUUUUUAUAAUAAAUAAUAAAUUAAAUUAUAUGUAAAAACAUUCUAAUUGUAAAAUAUGAAUAAUAAUUAUAUUAUUGAAAUUGCGGCUAAUACAAUACCGAAAUUGGCUUUUGUUUUUGUGGUGUUUUUAGUACUACAUAAAUUUUAUGUAAAAGUGCGAUCAAAAACUAAGACUACCGUGAAUUGUUGGUUUUGCAAUGAAAAUACCAAAGUCCUAUAUGUCGAAUCCAACAGUUGGACCUGUCCAAAAUGUGAGCAAUAUAAUGGAUUUAACAAAAAUGGGGAUUGUAAUCGCCUAAUAUAUGAGAAAUAUGACUGCAGCAAUCUAACUACUAAUAAAAUACAAUUUGCUGAUCCCUCAUCAACACCACUUACCUCAUCACCGCAAAAUGGACUUUGUAAAGCAUGUAAUGAAGCCCAAAAUUGGAUAGUAGAAAAACGUGCAGAAUUUGAACCAACGAAAGAAAAUCGUUUCGAUCAGGAAUUUAAGGUCUACAAUGCUCAGCUAGAAAAGCAGUAUGGUUUAUGCCGUACUUGUAAACUUCAUGUACGUAACGUACUGAACGAGGGGAAAAAUUUAGCUUUGGGUGCAAAAUUUUUAGACUAUGUCACCAAACGUGCGGGCUUAUUGAAAGAAGGACAAUUCACGGAACUUGAAGAGGCUGUUAAACAACGAAAGAAACAUAAAUUCAAGAUUUUAAUUGCCACAAUGGCACUUUUGAAUAUAUUUUGUCUUCUAGGCAAUAUGACGACAAUAAAACGUGAUAUACUUACAGAAACAUUUGGAGAGCUAUUAGGAAGUAGUAUCUUCAAAGUAUUAACGCAUUCGAUUGCAUUCAUUCGUGUACUGUACACAUAUAUGGACACCUUUAGUAAAUAUGAUAUUAUAGCCAGAAUUGGAUCUUUCGUGCGCACACUUUUUAUGAUGUUACUUUACUCAAUGGGUUUGAGUAUGCCAGAUAUAGUUCGCCUAGAUUUCAAUUCUAUAUAUAUGGUUAUAAGCCCAUUUACAAUCUUAUGCACUGCCCUCUACUAUAAUUUAUUGGAUAGUUUGAAAUUGACACGUUUUACAUUUUUAGUCGCACUCUGGGCUGCAUUUGCUAUUGGUUUAGUGAGUGAUGUGCAUAUCUCACAAAAUAUGUUAUUCUUUUCGGCGUCUGUCUUAACAGUUAUUCUUACGUUAACGAAGACGAGCGACUGGUCUAGUGCACAACACGACAGUUCAACAAAUAGUUUUCACAAAAUUUACUCUGAAUAUUUAAGUGACGAGGAAACAAAGAGUUUUAUAAGCGAUUAUUACAAUAGCAGCAUAACAUCAGCUCAUAGCAAUCGAUCAUAUCCUACAACAACCAAUUAUUCAACUGUAACACCAUCCGCUCCAUCAAUAAACAGUUUUCCACGAUCUCAACUUUCUCCUACUUUGAGUUAUCGUACCUGCUUUACAAACAAGAAACCAACUUCAUGCUCACCUAAUUCUUCAUUAAACCACAACAAUAGCACGCCACAUAAUUCUACCUUUAGAGGAGAAGGUCUAAAAUCAAGUAAAAAUAUUUUGCGAGAAUCUGUACUAAAUCUGAAUCGUAAAAAUAAUGAGAAUUCUUUAUACAAAAACUCUUCGUUUACUACUAAUCCCUAUGGUGAUACUUUUAUUAUCAAAAACAACGAAAGUAACUAUUUAAAUUCAACACUGCAACAUAUAGACGCAGACAAUUGUAACAGAGUAGCUCAUUCGCCGUUUUCGGCUUCUAACACUGCCUUACAUCAAUAUAAUUCUUAUGCCGAGCCUCUGUUAAAGAAGAACAACCAUAGUUUUUUAAAUUCAACUUUACAAAGUAUGGACUCUGAUGUAUUUUCAACAAGAGCCGAAUCGCCAUUUUCCGUUCCUAACAAUACUCUACAUCAACAAACACAAGCACACGUUGUUAUGCCAUCACCUUCAAAUGCAAACACAUCCUGGUCUUCAGGUGGGUUAUUUAAUCGAUAUAAACGUACAGAACAAAGAGCUACAAGUUUAUUUCAUGAACCACAUAAUACCAUUGAUAAUAAUGAUGCAAAGUUUUCACGUUCAUCUUCCUUAUCAUCAGGUUUUGAAUCACAAAUUGAUCGUGAUAAUUCUGCAUGUCCUGACAGUGUUCAAGCACCACAUGCAACUUCGCGUUUAGAUUAUUAUAAUUCCUUCGAACCAAUCAAUGGAAAUUAUCACAUUAAUACAACUGCCAAAAGGAAUUAUGAGCAACCGUUAUCAAUAAAUUGCUCUUCGCGGGCACAAUCCGUUUGCUCUGAAUUAUGGAAUCUGCCAAGCAAUGGUAGAAGCAUAAAUAGUCAAAAUUCUUUCAACUUACGUAAAAUUAACGAUGUACUGCCAACAUAUAGACGAGGAGAUUUACUUAAGAAAUGGAAGGAGAGUCAAAUGACUUCUUAACAAAUCUUCGUUCAAAUCUAAAAGUUAACUAUUUUGUUAAUUAUCGUUAAGCAAGAAAUUGUUUUAAAUUAAUUUUUG